AUGACUGGGACUCGCCUUCAGCCGUACGAGCUUGAACCGCUGAUGCCAGGCGGGGCUCAGAAUGGUUUGAAAGAGGACGGUGGCAGACCGCGCAACGCGUACAGUCGUGCUUUGAAGGUGUCUGCUGUUGCCGUGGUCUCUGUGAUAGGCCUCGCAGCUGCCCUAUCGUGCUGGUCCCCUCGAGCGCAAUGUCCUGUUGCACGUAGACUGCCCACAGUGGACUCGGAAACCGGCGUAGGUCGUUUACCAGUCCUCGGUUACAACACAUGGAAUGCAUAUCACUGUGACAUCAAUGAAAGUCUCAUUCUAGAGACCGCGCAACUCCUGAAGUCGCUUGGCCUUGCGGAUGUUGGCUAUAAGUAUGUCAACAUCGACGACUGCUAUUCGGAGAAGAAUCGGACUGCCACAGGUGAUAUUGUCGAAAAUAAGGCCCGCUUCCCGUCUGGAAUGCGGACUCUGACUAACCAGAUACACGACCUUGGUCUAAAAGCUGGUAUUUACUCUGAUUCCGGAUGGUUCACCUGCCAACUAUACCCUGGUUCAUUUCAAAAUGAAUUGAGAGAUACACGAUUGUUCCAAGAGGAAUGGGGUUUUGACCUGUUAAAGUAUGAUAACUGUGCGAUUCCUUUCGACACGGUCAUCAAGCAAGGCAUGGUUGGCAAAUUCCAGCGGAUAGCUGACGCUCUGAGCAAGCUUGCCGCUACAACGAGAAAACCACCGAUGGUAUUGUCCCUCUGCCAGUGGGGUGAAGAGCAACCUUGGCUCUGGGCUAAGCGAUUCGGCCAAAGUUGGAGGACUACAGGCGACAUCGAUCCUAACUGGGGCUCAGUAACGAAAAUCCUGGAUGCGAACUCCUUUAUCACUUGGGCGUCUGAUUUCUACGGUCACAACGACAUGGAUAUCCUGGAAGUCGGGAACGGCCUUACAUACGAGGAAGCCAAGUCGCAUUUCACGGCAUGGGCCUUCAUGAAGUCUCCCCUACUCAUCGGCACUCACCUGGCAAGCGCGACAGAUGAAACGCUGGAAAUUCUCAAGAACACCGAGAUUCUCGCGAUCAACCAGGACCCAGUGGUAGGCACUAGCAUAAGCCCCUUCCGGUGGGGCAUCAACCCGGAUUGGGUUAGCAACUCGACGCACCCAGCCCAGUAUUGGAGUGGCGAGAGCCAGAACGGCACGGUAUUCAUGCUUCUGAACACGCUGGACGAGCCGGCAGACAUGUCCUUCAGCUUGACGGAGUCUCCGUGGAUCAGAGCCGGGAGGCAAUACUCCGUCCGGGACCUGUGGACCCAUACAGACAACGGCACCGCCGUGCGCAACUUCACAGCGCACGCGGUCCCUGCGCAUGGUGUCGUUGCGCUGCUGUUGCGGGACGCGGGUGAUGAGCCGGAGGGGAUAUAUCCGCCGUGCGCGCGCCAGGCGUGGUGCAUGAGUAAGAACGGGACGAAGUACUUCCCCGAGUGA
Sparassis crispa is the source of this 1461-nucleotide messenger RNA. RefSeq names its product Probable alpha-galactosidase. Lineage: Eukaryota; Fungi; Basidiomycota; Agaricomycetes; Polyporales; Sparassidaceae. Gene Ontology annotation, biological process: carbohydrate metabolic process. The record is from RefSeq and is a predicted model, not a curated record. Gene Ontology annotation, molecular function: hydrolase activity, hydrolyzing O-glycosyl compounds. Bases 1 to 1461 code for a protein of 486 amino acids. The transcript is spliced from 23 exons.